This is a messenger RNA of Terrapene triunguis (Three-toed box turtle), 1507 nucleotides long. RefSeq names its product iroquois homeobox 2 (gene IRX2). The transcript has 5 exons. Gene Ontology annotation, cellular component: nucleus. The record is from RefSeq and is a predicted model, not a curated record. Lineage: Eukaryota; Metazoa; Chordata; Testudines; Emydidae. Bases 1 to 1398 code for a protein of 465 amino acids. Gene Ontology annotation, biological process: neuron differentiation; cell development; regulation of transcription by RNA polymerase II. Gene Ontology annotation, molecular function: RNA polymerase II cis-regulatory region sequence-specific DNA binding; DNA-binding transcription factor activity, RNA polymerase II-specific.
AUGUCCUAUCCUCAGGGUUACCUCUACCAGCCCCCCGGCUCGCUGGCUCUGUACUCCUGCCCGACGUACGGGGCGUCGGCUCUGGCGGCCCCCAGGAGCGAAGAGCUGGCCAGGUCUUCGUCGGGCUCGGCGUUCAGCCCUUACCCGGGAUCGGCAGCUUUCACAGCACAGGCGGCGGCCACAGGCUUCACCAGCCCGCUCCAGUACUCCACAGACCCCGCCACAGGAUUCCCCUCCUACAUGGGCUCUCCUUACGAUGCUCAUACGACGGGGAUGACCGGGGCCAUCAGUUACCAUCCGUAUGGCAGUCCUGCUUACCCUUACCAGCUGAAUGAUCCCGCUUACAGGAAAAACGCCACCCGAGAUGCCACAGCCACCCUGAAGGCCUGGCUGAAUGAGCACAGGAAGAACCCCUACCCCACCAAGGGCGAGAAGAUCAUGCUGGCCAUCAUCACCAAGAUGACCCUCACCCAGGUCUCCACCUGGUUCGCCAACGCCAGGAGGAGGCUCAAGAAGGAGAAUAAGAUGACUUGGGCUCCCCGGAACAAAAGCGAAGAUGAAGAUGAAGACGAAGGGGAUGGGGCAAGAAGUAAGGAGGAAAGUUCGGACAAGGUGCAGGAAAGCAAUGAAACUUCAGCAGAGGACGAAGGGAUCAGCUUGCAGGUUGACUCGCUCACCGAUCACUCCUGCUCCGCGGAGUCGGAUGGGGAGAAGUUGCCCUGCCGAGUAGGGGACACGCUCUGCGAGUCCGGAUCAGACUGCAAGGACAAAUACGAGGACAUCGAGGACGACGAGGAGGAAGAUGAUGAAGCAGAGAGAGACCAUCCCGCUAAGCCUGCGACUUCCUCCCCCCUCACCGGAGUGGAAGCCCCCCUCCUUAAUCACCCCCACGAGGACGCUUCAAGGAACUCCAAUAAAACUACUUUGGACAACAGGAUUUCCCCCAGUUCCGAGACACAGGCCAUUAAGCCCAAGCUCUGGUCUCUAGCUGAAAUAGCCACCUCGGACCUUAAAAAUCAGAACAUGGGCCAAAGCUGUCAGCCACCGGCUUUAUCUUCAGUAACCCCCUCUUCUACUUCGCACAGCUCUGCCUACUCGCCCUCUUCUCUCUUAGGAAGGCACAUUUAUUACACUUCACCUUUUUAUACCAAUUAUACAAACUAUGGGAACUUUAACGCACUCCAGAGCCAGGGGAUCCUGAGAUAUAACUCCGCAGCAAUGGCUUCGAACGAGGGACUAAGUCAAACUGUACUAAAUACAAGCUCUGUUCACAAACAGAGCAGUGACUCUUUGAAAACGAUCACUAACCAGCUAGAACAACACUACAGGCCCUCUAGUUAUGAGUCUAAGAAAGAUCCCACUGACGUCUGCACAGUAGGAGUACAACCAUACCUAUAGAAGUGCAAUCACACAGCAAUGCAAGUAGGUGUCACAAUUGCUUUGAAAAAAGUCAGCAAGCCAUCAUCUCUCCCCGAGCUAAUAUAUAGAACAAAUCUCUAAAUCCGGA